Molecule: messenger RNA, 5950 nt
Organism: Leptopilina heterotoma
Lineage: Eukaryota; Metazoa; Arthropoda; Insecta; Hymenoptera; Figitidae
Gene: chico
Product: insulin receptor substrate 1
Exons: 11
Coding region: 1767-5672 (1301 amino acids)
Biological process (GO): insulin receptor signaling pathway
Cellular component (GO): cytosol; plasma membrane
Molecular function (GO): phosphatidylinositol 3-kinase binding; insulin receptor binding
Source: RefSeq, a predicted model, not a curated record
ACUUGUGAGCUUACCAUACACAUGACCUUUCCAAGAUGGACGCAAGUGCCUGUUUUAUUGCCUAACGUCUGAGUUGGAUAAAAAAAAAUUGAGUUCUUUCAUCUCGCUCGUGACAUUCCUCAUCGUGAGAAAGUCGCCCUCGGUUGUUGUGAAAUUCCACCGAAAGAGUCUCUUCUCCAAUAUCACGAUAGUGUUGUGUACAUCAAAUGAGGAUUUAAAUCUUAAAAAUGAUUAUUUUGUGCAACGAACCAUCCACCUCGAGGCAGAUGUAAAUGUCGCGCAUAUUUCGCUCCAUCUCCGCAGUGCAAAGCGUGGCACCGGACCGGGCGACCUGGUGGCGGGGGGGAGGUUAUGUUUACAUCCUGGAUUUCAACACAGUGCAAUUCAAUAAUAAGAGACAUUUAUUUUUGAAAAUAUAAUUGAUGUGAAAUAAUAAAAAAAAAGAAGAAAAUAAUAGUGUGUGCCUCGCGUGUGUUUUUUUCCCCCCUUAAACUAAGCAUUGCGCAUGAAAAAUAUUUCUGCCCUUGGCAAUAGCCUAUUUAUCCGUUGUAGGCCGCUGCGUACGAGCCAGGGCGCGAUAUCCGAGUGUGUGUUAUAUGUGUAUAUAUCUCUUUAGUCAGGAAUAAGACGUCGCGACGAGUAGCGCACCGCAAAUUGCGUUCGUUCAAGUAAACAGGUGUACAAUAAUACGCACUAAGUGCGACGUACGUCGCCUCGUGGCGAUUCAGUUGUUUGCUUCGCUCUCUGCUCCAUAACAACUUUGUUCUCAUUUUCAAAAAAAAAAAAAAAAACGUGUCUGUGUGUUAACAUUUAAAAUCCGGAGAAAAAAGGAAUUUUAUCCGAAUUAAGAAUACAUCAGUUUUUUUUUAUUUUCCUUUAAAAGGGAAUUGAGACUUUUUCCUGUUUGUGAAAGACGUAAUGUGUUGACUUUAUCCGUGACCUGAAAAAAAGUACUUGAUCGAUUUUCUGAAAUAUUUUUUUUCUGCUUUAUAAAUAUUGACAUUUCAAAUUUUUUUGAUUUCUUGGAAGAAACAACUUAGAAAAAAUUAUUUUAAAUGUUUUUGUUAUAAAAUAUUGCUAAUAUUUUCAUAAUAUUUGAUCGUAUAGUGAAAUUUUGUGUUAUAAGAAAUAAGUCGACUGGCGUCGGUCAGGAGUGACAAGAGAGGAAAAAAAAAUCGACGCAAGGCGAUUUUAGGCGUUCCCUAACCUCCGAAACGGGAGCAUUUGAUUUCGAUCGGGUUGUAAAACUGGGAGGGGGGUGUGAGGAGGGUGAGACGCCCUUGAUGCAACUCGCUGAGUGCUUAUGCACCCGUGGUGGCGUGCGUGAGUACGAGUGCUUAUUUACUUUUUACCCCAACGACACGUGUGUCUGCAGCCCUCGGCAUCGCCCUUCGCUGCGCGGACGACGUCGCUUGUCGCUUCUCUGUGGCGUUUCUGGGAAGAAGAGCCUCCGAAUUGAACGCGGCCUGCUCUGAUCGUCCAUGUUUACUUUUCCUCGGGGGAACGAACGCACAGAUUCUACUAGUCAAAAAAGAAAAAAAAACAAUUUUGAGAGUGUCAACGAUUUUUAAACGAUUUUCAUCACGUUUUCGUCAUCGCUUACAAUUGACGGUAUUCGACUCCGACGUGGGUCGAGUUUAAGGGGAAAGACGAAUGUGACCCGUUUCACUGGUGAAGUACCGUGUAAAUGGUGCUUCGCAUCAUAUGGGAAUCAGUGUCGUGGGGUGUUUACAAAAACGGGUUUCUUAAGCUCGACGACAACGACAAUGUCCUCGAGCAGAAUCCUGGUACCACCAUCGACUGGCAAUGUUAUACGCUCUGGACAUUUGAGAAAAUUGAAAACAUUAAAGAAAAAAUAUUUUGUAUUACGUGAAGAAGCGCCCGGUUGUCCAGCAUGCCUUGAAUAUUAUGAUAGUAAGAAAAAAUUUGAAAAUCGUCAACCACCAAAAAGACAGAUAUCAUUGCACAGUUGUUUUAAUAUUAAUAAACGCGGUGAUAUUAAGCAGAAAAAUGUCAUUGCACUUUAUACAAAGGACGAGUGCUUUUGCUUGGUUCUUGAUACGGAGAAGGAUCUUGGCGAUUGGCUUAAUUCAAUGUUAUUGCUGCAAAAUGGUGGACAACCUGAUGGAGAACAACCGCGUCCUACUUUUGAGCACGUGUGGCAGGUAACUAUGCAGAAAAAAGGACUAGGUGAGCGUAAAAACAUCCAAGGACCAUACAGAUUAUGUCUCACGGAUUCUGCCGUAACUUUCUACAAAGUUGGAGCAAAUAAUAAGUCUGAUUUUAUCGAAUUUCCACUCGUGUCGAUAAGACGUUGCGGAUUUAUGGAGAGGAUCUUUUACAUGGAAAUGGGAAGAUCUGCGGUAACGGGUGGUGGUGAAUUUUGGAUGGAGGCCGAGGACAACAAUAUCGCUCAAAAUAUGCACGCUGCUAUAUUAAAUGCCAUGACCAAUUCGAAUACAAAUCGAGACGAAGUUGUACCACGUCAAAGGAUGCGAAGUUCAUCGGCGAAUGAGGCUAGUAAACCAAUAUCCGUUCUACCCCGUCGGCAUACGGGGCAAAAGCUCCUUGGCUUCUCACCCCUCGAGGAACAGAGGACGCAGAAGGAGCAGGUGGACUCGUUGCAACAGCAGAAUGCCACUGUCUCUGCCCCUUCACAGUGUUGUCAAUCACAGAGCACAUCCUCUUCCAAUACACUCACGGCACCUGCUGCCGGUACCGGAACUGGGACUACCGGAAAUGCCACAACUAAUGUCAACAGUAGCAGUAUGAAUAGGCGCCGCCAUUCGGUGGCAAGUCAUCCCCAUUCCACCAAUAAUUCCCAAUCCGUUCAUGUCAAUACUACAUCAUCAUCAUCAUCAACAACAACAUCAUCAUCAUCAACAACAACAACAACAAAAUCUACAACAACAAGUACAACCGUCACCGCGACCAUCGCGACCAUCACAACCACAACCGCAACAAAUUCCCAUCAGAGAACCCUGUCGCUGCCCUUAGCAGCCGUUGCUAUCAAUCAAACGCAAUCAUCCAAAAGAUCCGUUUUACGCUGCACGAGCGGAAGGGAGAGAUGUGAUAGUUUACCAUCGAGAGCAAGAACAACGAGUGUGGGACAUCCAACGCCACUUGCGAUGGUUCAUCCAAGAGCGAUUCAUUUGGGUUCGCAUGCGCCAAGGCCACAUUCUAUGUAUGGUCGUGGAAUGUCGUAUUCACCGCCAGUUUCUUCAAUGCCCAUUAGUCCAGCAUCUGGAGCUUGCUCAACGGACUCGGCCGGAUCGUCACUAUCGAUGGACGAUGGUUCGGAGAAUAUUCUCGAGGAGGGACUCACCUCGAGAUAUGGACAUUCAUUGACACCCGAUGAGCCCGUUAUCCUCGAGGAGAAUGGUGAUGAUUAUGCCCCUUGGCCGAGCAAUCAACAAAAAUACUCGCCAAACUACAAGUCCCAUUCUCCCUCGCAGGUGAUUCCUCUCUGCGGUUUCAUGCUUAGUUCGUAUGUGGAGAUGUACAGCCCUUGUGGGUCAAGUCCUAGUCGCGGUGGUGGAGUUUACAUGCCAAUGAGUCCAGCAACGACGGCUCACUCGCAUUCCCGAGCCUCGUCACUGGUGGAGGACACUGGUACACUUCUACCCGACGGUUAUGUUCCGAUGGCUCCCGUCCGUGACGAUGGUUACGUCGAUAUGGAUCCUUCCAAUAGUCAAAAUGGCCACUUUCCUGACGAUAUGUCCGGUCAUGGUGGUAGCAGUUGUUCAGUCACUUCGGGAACUCCCAGUACGGAUCUGAGGUUCUCCGAGUAUCACCUCGAUAAAGUCACCAGCUACCUACCGGCUGGCGAGGAUCUUCAGGCGAGGCCCAUCAGAGCCUACUCCGUUGGUUCGAGACCGGAACCUGUAAAUAGGCAUCGAAAAAAUAGCACCUUCCGUGAUAGGUACGAAGUUACGCAACAAGAUGUCAGUAGAGUGCGAGCAUUCUCAGUGGGAAGUCGAUCCAAGAGGCCCGAAAUGGGAAGGUUAUUGAACAUCACCACUGCACCGUUAUUACCGGGUGGGGAAAAUUCGAGUACAAAUAAGUCGAAUUCAGCGCCACUUUUAUCUAGUUCCUGGGGUCAUAAUUCUGGUUGUUCGGUUAAUUCGGAACGAAUGGAAGACCUCAUGGAAUUAGAUUUCUCGAGGUCACAUCUACCGACGACACUCUCGUCACCACCGUCGACUUAUUCGCAGUCGCAAUCUUACUCCACUGCCACUGAUAACAGUUCCUACGUUGACAUGUCGCCUGGACAGCAGACUUCCUCGACAACUGCCCCUUAUGUCGACAUGAGUGGCAUCAACAAGCAUCGAAAUAAUAAUAAUAAUAACAAUACAACCACUGCCAAUCACAAUCACAACAAUAUUCAUUCAUCGACAUCGAUAGCCACUCUAAGACCGGUGAUAACAACGUUGAAACCCGUCGAGGAGGCCGAGUCCCCGUACAUGAAAAUGGACUCGGGUCUGGACUUCUGGCCAAAGAGUGGGUCCAGUCCGAAGCAGAUGCCCUCACCACUGCAGGAUGAUUACAUGCUGAUGAACGGUCCACCAGGAGGAACGAGAACCGCACCUGUCGACUUCCCCCAACCACGACGGACCCAAGACGGUUACGUGGAAAUGUCCUUCAAAGUACGACCCAGCCUCGAGCAGGACUACAUCAACAUGAACAUGGGCGCGAGUGCACGAAGUCAUCAACGAAAUCGCAACAGCAAUCGCAAGGAGAAAAUUCGCUCCCAACCGAUUGCAAUUCUAGCCAGCAGUAAAUCAACGAAAACGCCAAACUUUCUACCUCUAAACGGAAGUCCAAAUUCGGAGAGUCUCGAAUCGACGCCGGCCACACCACCACGAGCAACGCCCACCGGUUCAACAGCAACAAUAUUCCCCUUCUCCCUCAACAGUCCUCAAUCGCCCGAGAAACCAUUCACAACCGAACCCGAGGUCAGCUCCAAAUCAUCAUCAAUCGGUGAUGUCUCAUCAGCAAGUGGCGACUACGCACUAAUGCAACCAUCGAGAAAAAUCUCCGCACCAAGUCAUCUACCCAGCAGUUCACUUAACAAACUCGCUGACGACAGUGGAGGAGCAACAUUACCAAAACUCGUCAGAGGUAAUUCAUUGAAGAAAGUUGAUGCGAAUACGUUAACGAGGAAAUGCGAUGGAAUCUCGAAGAACGUCGUCGUCGACAAGCCACCUAGUCCGAAAGAGUCAAUCUCAAAUAAUCCAAUGGCUAGUCAGGACGUUGUUUUCGUGCCCCUUGCAAAAAGACUCAACGAUUUGACAGUGACGAGACCGCGCCUCGUCACAACAUCGCCAACGACUAGUCCAACGCCAACGGGUUUCAAGCCCGUUCAAUCGAAACCAUCGUCACCGAAAUUAAUGGACGAAACAACGCCAACGCCCACGUCAACACCAACGCCAAUAUCAACGCCGACGCCAACGCAACAAGAUUCGGAGGACUACGAGAAACUUCAACCGGGCUACGAGAAAUUGGCGUCGGCUGUUGAAAAAAUUCAGGCGAGCUUCGAUAAAGCUUCGACGCUUCAUUAUGCGAGUCUCGAUUUACCGGAAGUCAGCGGAGCACCUCCGGUUUCGCCGACACCCCUUCAGGAAGGCUUCAAAUACGCUGAAAUCGAUUUCGGGAGGCUUAAACAAAACUAGGGAGGUUACUUUUUUUUUAAUGUUAUUUUAUUUUUAUUUUUUUUGUCAACUAAAUCAGAUCUGGGUGACGAUGCCGGGGAAUUUAAUGUUGGGAAUAAUGAGAUUUUUAGGGAAUUAUAUAGUAGAAACGGAAGAAAGUGUGAAUGUUUGUUGUUGAGGCUUUUGAAGAAUGUAUCUUCAAGAUGUGACUGCAAAUUGAAAUAAUUCUUUCGAAUCUUGAUGAAAUGAAUUUGAGAAUUUUAUGAGAAAUGUUCAAACGAAUUUUUUCGUGUCAAAAA